Cucumis melo (muskmelon) is the source of this 1521-nucleotide messenger RNA. RefSeq lists its product as uncharacterized. Lineage: Eukaryota; Viridiplantae; Streptophyta; Magnoliopsida; Cucurbitales; Cucurbitaceae. Gene Ontology annotation, molecular function: nucleotidyltransferase activity; double-stranded RNA binding; tRNA binding. Gene Ontology annotation, cellular component: cytoplasm. The coding region runs from base 39 to 1073 and encodes 344 amino acids. The transcript has 5 exons. Gene Ontology annotation, biological process: regulation of translational fidelity. The record is from RefSeq and is a predicted model, not a curated record.
GGUUCUUUUUUUUUUUUCAAACCGGUCGGACCCCACUUAUGUAUACCCGUACUCAGCCGUCCUUCUUCUCCAUCUCUCUUCUUCUAAGGCAAACUCGGCGCCGGCCGUAUCUCACAUUUGCCCAAUGCAAUUUUUUUGAUUUCGAAUCCUUCACAAUCCCAAACCUAAGUUUCCAAACACCUCCUACUCUCUCUUCGAAACCCCGCUUUGGAUUGCUACCGACCACCAUGAACACACUUCCGGCGAAAAUGGCUGACAGUCUCUCUCUAAUCAGAACGUUUGCAACUUUUCCCUCUUCUCACCUGGGUUCUUCCAAUUAUGGGAUAGUUUCGUUCUUGCAACGAAAUAGAGGAUCAAGGGUUAGUUUUCUUAAAACGGAUUGGAGUUUAGAGAAGUGUUGUAUGCGUGUGGAGAAUUGUUUGCAAGCACUUCGUCCUGCCUCUGAAGCUUUUGCUCAAGAGGCUACAGAUGCCCUUAAAGCUGGGAAGGUUAUUGCUGUCCCCACUGAUACUCUCUAUGGACUCGCUUGUGAUGCUUGUUCUGCUGAAGCAGUCCAUAGGAUUUAUGAAAUUAAAGGACGUAAACUUACAAGCCCUCUCGCCAUUUGUGUUGGUGGUGUCUCUGAUAUAACUCGCUAUGCUAUAACAGACCAUUUGCCUUCUGGUUUGCUUGAUUCUCUCCUUCCUGGGCCUGUGACUGUUGUUCUGAAAAGAGGUGAAUCGAGUGUUCUUGACAAGUCUUUGAACCCUGGAUUGGACAGUAUAGGAGUCCGUGUACCUGAUGCUGACUUUAUUCGGCUGAUUUCUCGUAGAUCAGAGACAGCAUUAGCUCUUACAAGUGCUAAUUUAAGUGGACAACCAAGCAGUGUUUGUGUUAAUGACUUUGAAAAUCUAUGGCAACACUGUGCUUAUGUAUACGAUGGGGGUGUUCUUCCUGCUGGACGAGCAGGCUCGACGAUCGUUGACCUCACUGAGCGAGGCACAUUUAAGAUUAUAAGAGCUGGAAGCGCAGAGAAGCAGACUAUUGCAACACUUCAAAGGUAUUCACUAUUAGAAGCAGCAGCUACUAUUUGAACAUCUGAAUCUAGUCAUGUUCCUAAGCAUCUGUUCAUUACCAUAGAGGUUCUAAAGAUUCUUUUGGUAGGGUGAGUUAGAAGGGCUCGUUUCAAUUGAUUAGAAGAAAAAAAUGUUUUUAAAAAAGGUUCUUUUUUUUUUUUUAACUAUUUUGAUGAAAAGGAGUUUAAAAUAGAUUUUAAAAGUGUUUCAUUAUUUAUUUUUAGUGGUUGUCAAACACGUCAACUUUUUUUUUUUUCCCUAAAAUGACUUAUUUUCAAAAUACCAAAACUCAAACUAGAUAAUGUCUAGAUUAAGCUUAUGGCUUUACCAUUUCCUUUUUAACCACUAUAUUUCCCUUUUUUACUGAAGUUCUUGAUUUUGUACGAUUAUGUAACAUUUGGAAAUGUAUUAUGAUGAGGAAUUCACUAAUACUUGGAAUGAGAAGAACCUUCAAAUUUGCUUGCGA